This is a messenger RNA of Canis lupus familiaris (dog), 3556 nucleotides long. RefSeq names its product kelch like family member 30 (gene KLHL30). The record is from RefSeq and is a predicted model, not a curated record. NCBI's taxonomy places the organism in Eukaryota, Metazoa, Chordata, Mammalia, Carnivora, Canidae. Gene Ontology annotation, molecular function: protein binding.
CAGCGGCCUGCUGAAGCCCUCAGGAACGCCUCCUCCGUACCUCCCUGGGCGCCGCUUUAACCACCAAAGACGUCCCCACCGCCCUCAGGGACCCCGAGUUUCGAAAGCCUUUGCUCACCAACCUGCAUUUCCCCGUGAGAGUCACCUUUCCCCGGUUGGCAGGUGAACGGAAGGCCACUUGGGUACCUGGCAAGAACCCUUAGAGAAGCCAGGACACCAGGCCCUGAGCUGGGCCUCCACGUGCCCCCGAGCCUCCAGCUCAGGCUCUACAGCCCCCCCCAGUGCCUCCCGGUGUCCGCCCUGGUCCCUGGGGGCCCGGAGGCCUCGGCCUCCCUGACGGGGCCAGGGUGGGCCUUCAGAGCGGACAGCCUGGGAGGACAGCCUGGGAGGAGCGGCACCUCGGCCCCCGCAGCCCCUCCCUCCCAGUGCAGACGGUGCUAAAAAUACCCUCUGUCCGUGCCCACGUGGGGCCCAGCCCAGCCCAGGCCAGCCCAGCAGGCCCUCCGUGGCCUGAGUUCUCAGAGGUCCAGGGGCCGACGGAGAGGACCAGGGCGCAGGUGGGCGGCAGGGCCCCACGCCGGCGGCGGCCGCAGCCAUGGUGCGCACCGUGGACGACCUGGACUUCCACCUGCCCUCGCACGCCCAGGACAUGCUGGACGGCCUGCAGCGGCUGCGCUCUCAGCCCAAGCUGGCCGACGUCACGCUGCUGGUGGGUGGCCGCGAGCUGCCCUGCCACCGCGGCCUCCUGGCGCUGAGCAGCCCCUACUUCCACGCCAUGUUCGCGGGCGACUUUGCCGAGAGUUUCUCGGCGCGCGUGGAGCUGCGGGACGUGGAGCCGGCCGUGGUGGGGCAGCUGGUGGACUUCGUGUACACGGGCCGGCUGACCAUCACGCAGGGCAACGUGGAGGCCCUGACGCGCACGGCCGCACGCCUCCACUUCCCGGCCGUGCAGAAGGUCUGCGGCCGCUACCUGCAGCAGCAGCUGGACGCCACCAACUGCCUGGGCAUCUGCGAGUUCGGGGAGCAGCAGGGGCUGCUGGGUGUGGCUGCCAAGGCCUGGGCCUUCCUGCGGGAGAACUUUGAGGCCGUGGCGCAGGAGGACGAGUUCCUGGAGCUGCCCCAGGACCGGCUGGCCACCUGCCUGGCCAGCGAGCUGCUGCAGGUGCAGCCGGAGCAGAGCCGGCUGGAGGCCCUGCUGCGCUGGGUGCGCCACGACCCCCGGGGCCGGGCCGCCCACCUCCCCGAGCUGCUCAGCCUGGUGCGCCUGGAAGCCGUGCCCAGGGCCUGUGUGCAGCAGCUGCUGGCCACGGAGCCGCUGAUCCAGGAGUCAGAGGCGUGCCGGGCGGCCCUGUCCCAGGGCCACGAUGAGGCGCUGCUGGUCCUCCCGCAGAAGCUGGACGAGGUCCUAGUGGUGGUAGGCGGGCGGGCGCUGGAGGAGGACGAGGAGGGCGCCGAGGAGCCCACCCCUCACCCCAGAAACUUCGCCUUCUACAACACCAAGGCCAAGAGGUGGAUGGCGCUCCCCGACUUCCCCGACUACCACAAGUGGGGCUUCUCCCUGGCAGCGCUCAACAACACCGUCUACGUCACAGGGGGCUCCCGGGGCAGCAAGACGGACAGCUGGUCAACCACCCAGGCCUGGUGCUUCCCCCUGAAGGAGGCCGCCUGGAAGCCGGUGGCACCCAUGCUGAAGGCCCGCACCAACCACGCCAGCGCCGCGCUCAACGGGGAGAUCUAUGCCAUCGGAGGCACCACUCUGGACGUGGUGGAGGUGGAGACCUAUGACCCCUACACAGACACCUGGACGCCCGCCAGCCCCGCCCUCAAGUAUGUCAGCAACUUCUCUGCGGCCAGCUGCCGGGCCAGGCUGUACCUGGUGGGCUCCAGCGCCUGCAAGUACAACGCGCUGGCUCUGCAAUGCUACAACCCUGUCACAGAUGCAUGGAGCGUGAUCGCCUCGCCCUUCCUCCCCAAGUACCUGUCGUCGCCGCGCUGUGCCGCGCUGCAGGGAGCACUCUACCUGGUUGGCGAUAACACCAAGAAGGUCUACGUGUAUGACCCCGGGGCCAACCUGUGGCAGAAGGUGCAGUCGCUGCACAGCCUGCACGAGAACGGCGCGCUGGUGCCGCUGGGCGACGCGCUGUACGUGACGGGCGGCCGCUGGCAGGGCAUGGACGGCGACUACCACGUGGAGAUGGAAGCCUACGACCCCGGGCGCGACGCCUGGACCCGCCACGGCUCCCUGCCGCGCCUCUGGCUCUACCACGGGGCCUGCACCGUCUUCCUGGACGUGUCCAGGUGGACGCAGCCCUUCGGCCCGGCCCAGGAGCACUGAGCGGGGGCCCGGCUGCUCCCCGACCCGUGUCUGGUCGGGCUGGGCCCGGCCCCCGGGGACGCCAGGGAAGCCGCCCGGGUGCCCACAGCCACCGCGCUCACCGCGCCGCGAGGCUCGGGCUCCGGCCCAGGCCCUCUGACGUCAGGCAGGAGCCCAGGGGCCGGGCCGAGCGCUGCAGGACCCUGCGCUCUCCAAUGGUGGCCGUCCCCGGCGUGUGUCCCCUCGGGGCUCCUGAAGGACUUGCAGCACACAGCCAAGGUCCCGGGGUGCGCCGGCCCGGGCCCCUGGGCCUGCCUGGUCCACAGCUGUGUGACCCCUCAGGCUGCACGUCCCCAGGCCCCAGGAAGGGAGGAGGCGGGGCGGGGCCAGGAGAGGGGGCGCUGCCUAUGUGGGGGUUGAGGGGACCCAGGGUGAGCAGAGGGGGUGCUCCCCGGCCAGGAGUUCCCCUGCUUCUCCAAGGCGACAGUGGAAGUGCCCAGCGCAGGCCCUCGAGGGGAGCGGAGGGGGUCCUGCUGCGGCUUCUGGGGAGGCCUCUUGUUGGUGCUUCGCUCCCCGUGGCCACCUAAGCGAGGGGUGCGCCCAGGGGGCUCCUCCUGCCAGCACGCGGCGGGACUCUGGGUGCCUCGCGUCUGCCCCAGAGCCCCCGAGUCUGACUGGGGUCCCACGUGGACCCGGUUCAGCGCCCCUGCUCCUUCUCAGGGUCCGUAACGAGGCCUCCCACCGAGGGGCUCUCACUGGCUGCUGCGAGCUGCGUCAGGGACACGGGCUCCAGUCGGGGGUCCUAGGUCCAGCCUGCCUCCGGCCCUGGCCCUGCUUGUGCUCGGGACCUCCCCGUCCCUCUGGACUGAGUUUCCUCUCUUGAAGGCUCUUCUUCGAAGCCUCCUGGGGACCAGAGUGCAGGCUGACAUCCUGCAUUCUGAGGAAGGAGUCCCUGGGUCCCUCCACAGCCACCUUGUCACAGACCUGCCUCCUUUUGCCCCUUUCUUGUGGGAGAAUUGAAUUUGCCUCCCCCUCCCACCCCCCAGGGCCUAGAGCAGGGCCUCCCGGGGGGCUGCUUCCAAAGGAGCAAGAGCCCCAGAUCUGAGGCCGCCUGGUCAGCGGGUGGAGUGGAUGAAAAUGAAGGUGAUGGUUCCCGGGAUCCUCGAAUCUUUCCGUCCGGACAUCUGCAACGUUUGCUAAACAGUUAUUGAAGGGACUCGGCCAAAUACCGUUUCAAAAGAC